AUGCCGCCAACACUUGAUCUCAGCAGGGCGUCCCACGCCAAAGUUGUGAUAUCACCACCACGAAUCAACCUCCGCCGAGCAGCAUCGUACAACCACGACCGGGGACUGCUAUCUUCGACAUCCUCACGGUUCAACUUUAACCACCUGGUUUUCUCCCCGCCCCCGUCCCCCGGCCUGCCUUCACUUUCACCGCCCGCAAAGAAACCGACCCGUCGAUUUUUCGGAACCAGACGGCCACUUCGGGCGGUUCGCUAUGCGAUCCGAUUGCUGAGUGUCGUCGCAGUCUUUUUUGCGGCACUGGAGGUUCUGACAUGGCUAUUUGGCGAGCCAGUGCCGCCAGCGUCAACAGAAUUGCCGGACUCGGUGAAAGAGAUGGAGCUCAAGACGGGGAUGGUUUCACAGAACGAGGCCCCAGAUUUCCCAACUCCGAUUGUCGUGACCGAUCACCGAGGACGCACAAAGUGGACGGUGUCGAUACCACCUGGUUCAGCGUUCCCCUUACCGGCAGACCAAUACUCAGAGAUCUGUGUUCAGUGCCGGCAAGUUGCGGAGCGGGCUCGGGAACUACAAUCUCAUGCGCAUGGACUGCACCAGGUUUCCCUGGGAUUUGGGUCCGACUCGACGGAUGAAUUUAUCGAUGUACAGGAAGCGGAACGGGCCGGGUUUCUUCCGAGCCCAGGGCUAGACGGUGGGAGCACCUUGAAAAAGGGCGCGGAAGGGGAAGUGGUGUGCAAAAAAAGCCUGACGUAUGUUCUCGAGUCGGAUGAUGCAGGGUUGGGCAAAACGUUGAUGAUGCUGUGGAUUGCUUAUGGGCUCGCUGAGGAGGAAGGGCGUGCGUUCUUCGUUGAUGAUACUCGAUGGGGUUAUGGCAAGUUUUCCGCUAUCUUCCAGCCGCCGCCACCCCCAGGAUGCAUGGCACCGCCGAGCCACGAGGUACUACCAUGCCCGCGACAUGCACGGCACCUAGUUGCAUCCGCCGCAACUAUGGAUGUGUUAUUCGGAAGUUUGACCGAGAACCCGGAUCCCCCCUCUGAGACGCGGGGCCAAACCUUGCGGAAAGCCCAGUUUAGUCUGGCUCGCAGGGGCUACGAGGCGCUUGCUCGACUAAACGACGACGACGCGGCUUACGUCGAUGAUCGGGUUCGCCAGCUCGUGGCCGUGAGAGCCGCACCGGAGACCCAGGAUCAGCGCAAGGGGCUCGCGGUCGGUGUCCACAUCCGUCGUGGCGACCAACAUCCCCUCGCAUCCCAGUACCGACAUUCGUACAUGCCCCUCAACCUCUUCAUCGACACCGCUUACGAGAUUAUCGACUCCUACUUCAACCACACCGCCAACGGGCCUCUCAGCCUGCGAACCACUAGCGACGAGGACGCCGCGGCCGCCAGGGAGCGCAGCAUCGUUGUGGUCGCAUCCGACGACCCGGUGGUGUAUGAAAGUAGCGAGUUAUCAGGAACGCGCCGUGCCCAGGAGCGCAUCAAGCUAGCCAGCAAGGAGAACCUGGAGCAAGCCACGCGGGACAAGUCAAUCAUGCGCAAGUUCGUCGACGAAUCGUUUGGCUGGGAGGGUGGAUUCUUCGCUGCCAUGUUUUGGAACCUAGGCGUCGCCUCACCACAUGCCGGCGACGGCGCAGACGGCAGCAGCGCAAGUACUGGAAGCGGCGAUCACCCGCCGUCCGCGGAAACCCUGCGGCUGAGGAGCCUGGUCGGCCGCGCGUACAUGAUGGAUCUGGCAGUGCUGGCUGGCGCGAGCGAUGCGAUUGUUUGCACUGUUAGUGCAGUGGGGUGUCGGCUGCUAGCCGUCAUGAUGGGAUGGGAGGGUGCGAUCGAAGCGGGGAAUUGGGUGAACAUUGAUGGAGGGUACGGGUGGAUGGGGUUGGAGUGGUGA
Dichotomopilus funicola is the source of this 1884-nucleotide messenger RNA. RefSeq lists its product as uncharacterized. The transcript has a single exon. Gene Ontology annotation, molecular function: alpha-(1->6)-fucosyltransferase activity. The coding region runs from base 1 to 1884 and encodes 627 amino acids. The record is from RefSeq and is a predicted model, not a curated record. Gene Ontology annotation, biological process: protein N-linked glycosylation. Lineage: Eukaryota; Fungi; Ascomycota; Sordariomycetes; Sordariales; Chaetomiaceae.